AAUAGAACAUCCACAAUGUUCGACUUGGUAGUAAGUUGAUAAUUUUCAUCUCUUCUAAGCAGAGAAUAAGAACUAAAGAUGGCAGAGACCCUUCAAUUAGCUGUUGCUGUUAUUGGCAAUGCUGCCUCAAUAUCCCUUUAUGCUGCGCCAAUGGUUACCUUUAAGAGGGUUCUAAGGAAGAAAAGCACCGAGGAAUUUUCAUGCAUUCCUUACAUCAUAGGACUAUUAAACUGUCUUCUUUUCACGUGGUACGGAUUGCCUGUUGUAAGUUACCAGUGGGAAAAUUUCCCUUUGGUCACAGUUAAUGGAGUUGGAGUUGUUCUUGAGUUAGCUUAUGUUCUCAUUUACUUCUGGUAUGCUUCAGCCAAAGGAAAGGUGAAGGUAGCCAUGACAACAAUACCAGUUCUGCUUGUGUUCUGCAUAACUGUUGCAGUCUCAGCUUUUGCUUUCCAUGAUAAUCGUCACCGAAAGCUACUCGUGGGUUGCUUCGGCUUAGGUGUUUCGGUAGCAAUGUAUGGUUCACCUCUUAUUGUAAUGAAGAAAGUUAUACAAACCAAGAGUGUGGAAUUCAUGCCACUACCAUUAUCUGUGUGCACAUUCUUUGCUAGUGUGCUUUGGCUAACUUAUGGACUCUUGAUUCGUGAUAUAUUCGUUGCGGGGCCAAGUGUUGUUGGAAUUCCCUUAAGCAUCCUCCAGCUCGUUCUCCACUGCAAAUACCGAAAAGGGAGUGUUGUGGAAGAACCAAACAAGGGGAGCUUGGAAAUGGGGGACAUAGAAAAGAAUGUCACAAAUCAUAACAAUGGCAUCUCGUAAAAUUGAAGACUUCAGAAAGUUCUACUAGGAUUUCCUGUUUUAUGUUUGUUUCCUGUACGUAUAGUAAAAAAAUUAUCUCCUUUGGCAUGGAUGAA
Gastrolobium bilobum is the source of this 908-nucleotide messenger RNA. Its product is annotated as bidirectional sugar transporter SWEET3-like. Gene Ontology annotation, cellular component: membrane. Gene Ontology annotation, biological process: carbohydrate transport. The record is from RefSeq and is a predicted model, not a curated record. Lineage: Eukaryota; Viridiplantae; Streptophyta; Magnoliopsida; Fabales; Fabaceae. Gene Ontology annotation, molecular function: sugar transmembrane transporter activity. The transcript has 6 exons. Bases 79 to 813 code for a protein of 244 amino acids.